Molecule: messenger RNA, 754 nt
Organism: Rhinichthys klamathensis goyatoka
Lineage: Eukaryota; Metazoa; Chordata; Actinopteri; Cypriniformes; Leuciscidae
Gene: commd9
Product: COMM domain containing 9
Exons: 6
Coding region: 100-693 (197 amino acids)
Source: RefSeq, a predicted model, not a curated record
AUUAUAGUUGGCAAUAACGUCUACGUUUUGCUUAGGGUCUUUUAUUUUGACACUGGACUGUCGUGAAUUCACGUGACGUAGACUUUCAGUCUGAAAAACAUGGCUUUUCUUACAGAGGAUCAGUUCACUGCUUUGCAACUGCUGUUAAAGGCUCCGUCUAAAGAUGUUGUGCGGCAGAUCUGCGCUGAGAGUUUCCCAGCCGGAGCCUCCAAGCGUCAGUCUGUAAUCGCAAAAACUGCCAAUUCUCUGUCUGUUUCCAGCAGUGAAGCGAUGCAGUUGCUGACAGCUUUUCACACACUCUCACAUGAUGUUGUGUACCAGAAUCUAACCUCUCCGGAACAGAUCCUGUCAAUUUUCCCAGAAUCAUUCCACUCUAACCUAAAGAAUCUGAUCACCAAAAUUAUCUUGGAAAACAGUGUCACAUGGAGAAAUGAUGCUUUGUCAAAUCAAAUUUCACUGCCAAAGCUGGUUGAUAUGGAGUGGCGAGUGGACAUGAAAACUGCUUCGGACUCCUUGAGUCGUAUGGCUGUGCCAACCUGUCUGUUGCAAAUGAAACUCCAGGACACUCCGUGCAUUAGCAGCGGUCCAAGUGAGUCCACAAUUACAAUGGAGCUGAGUAGAGAGACACUGGACACCAUGAUAGACGGUUUGGGUCGCAUCAGGGACCAGCUGACUGCAGUGGCAAGGAAGUAGAGCAGAAUGACAGAUGUUGCCACCACACCUUUCUGUGGACAUUCAGAAAAAUGAUUUAUUU